AUGACAGUCUCGAACCUUUUAUCUUAUGCACUUCUAGCUUUGGUGGCUUCUUCCCAGCCAAUUCUCAUCAAAAGAGACGAUGAGUUCCCUACUUCUAUUGGCUAUUUGGGUACUUUUACCACUGGUUCUGCUCCUUUCCUUGCUCAAACCGAUGACGCUGCUGCUGUUACCGGUACUCCAACCUCUAGUUAUACUAUGCCUCAACCUUUGGAGACAAAUAUCCAAGGCUCCGACUCUAGUGCAGGGGACAAGAACAUCUUCGAGUUGAUGGGGACUUAUUCCCCUUACCACGUCCCAAGUCUGCCUUGGGAUAAUGUCUACGACUAUGCUUUACCAAAUCAAUGUAGAAUCGUUCAGGCUCACUCAUUAUCAAGACAUGGCUCAAGAUAUGAUACCAGUGAAUCCAAAUUACCAGCCUGGAUUAAAGCUAACCCAGGAUUCACAGCUUCCGGCGACUUAGAAUUUUUGAACACCUGGAGUUUGAAUAAUGGUCUCGCUGAACUUGGCACCUAUGGUAAUCAGCAGUUAUUUGAUCAAGGUGUCAACAUGUUUUUCAGAUACGGGGCUCUUCUCAACUACACCAGCAACCCAGAUUACAAAAAGGUUGUUGCCAGGGCUACAUCUUUAGAAAGAGUCACUCUGUCUGCUGAAUAUUUCUUGAAUGGGUUCUUUGGUUUGAAUUGGCAAAAUUUUGCUGACUUGGAAGUUCAAAUUCAACAAACUGGCUUCAACAGCACGUUGUACCCAGACUCAAUUUGUCCUGCUAAAACUAUUUCUGAAGCAGAUGAUAUCUCAAGCAGUUUCGAGCAUACCUAUUUGCAUUCUACUAAAAAGAAUCUUAACAACCUUGUCAGUGGCGCACAAUUGAGUAACAAAGAGGUUUUUUCCAUGCAAAGAUUAUGUACCUUUGAAACCAAUACUUUGGGAUACUCCAAAUUCUGCAAUUUGUUCACUCAAGAAGACUGGCAAAAUUGGGAGGUGUUGAAAGCCUACAAGUAUUACUAUGAAAAUGGUUAUGGUAAUCCAACUUCUAAGGCUAGAGGUAUCGGUUGGAUUGAUGAGUUCGCCAGUAGAUUAACUGGUAAACCAUUUAAUACAUCAAAAUUGACAUCUCAAAAUUUGACCUUCGAUUCUGAUUCCUCGUACUUCCCUGUUGACCAAAACCUUUAUUUGGAUUUCUCCCAUGAUACCGUUAUUGUUAACAUCUUAACAGCGUUAGAUUUGGACAUUUUCAAAGUCAAUUAUCAAGUCGAUAAGAAACAAGGAACAAUCCAAUCUGAUAACGAUAAUUGGAGAGUCUCUGAUAUUGUACCAUUCGCCGGACAUUUGGUGUUUGAAGUCAUUGAAUGUGACGAACCAGUUCCAAGCGAUAGAUCUGCAGAAAGCCAACAAGGACAAACUAUCAAAUAUGUGCAUGCUUUAUUAAACGACAGAACUUUACCGUUAGAUCAAAGAUCAAUUUCUCUGUGUGCAGAAAGAGCUGACGGUUGGUGUGAAUUUAACACUUUUGUGAGUUACUUGGAAUCGUUACACGAUGAAGCAAUGUUUGACUAUUCUUGUUAUGGUAGCUAUAGCUCUGAUCCUGUGACUAAUGGGGUUCCUAGCACCUCUUAA
This is a messenger RNA of Saccharomycopsis crataegensis, 1614 nucleotides long. RefSeq names its product histidine phosphatase family protein. NCBI's taxonomy places the organism in Eukaryota, Fungi, Ascomycota, Saccharomycetes, Ascoideales, Saccharomycopsidaceae. The transcript has a single exon. The record is from RefSeq and is a predicted model, not a curated record. The coding region runs from base 1 to 1614 and encodes 537 amino acids. Gene Ontology annotation, molecular function: acid phosphatase activity.